UGAAUCCCGACCCACUUCACUUGUAGCGAUCAGCACCGCGAAAUACAGUGCCAGUGUAGGGUUUCGCCAGCGAUUUACUUGUAAAUAACACAGCGGUAUGCAUAUAAUUAACUACGUAAAGUAUCAGUAAAUGGGUUAAAGGUUCGCUGUAUAAUAAAGUGUAAUUUUGCCUUUUGGGAAGUUUGCAGACAUUACACCAUGGCCCGAGCGGCACCUAAUGACGUGCGCGGUAAGUGACGUGACAGCUGGCGUUUCCGUGUUAUUGUCCGUCAGACCGAAAACCUGCGACGCUUCAAGAAUAGGAAUCUUUCUCCUCCGUCACUGUGGGUACUUUCGAUACCGUGAGCUGUCACCCAGGCACGGGUGCGAUGUUCUCGGAUCCACAUGAGUUCUACUAUGUGGUAUAUUAUGCAGAGCAUCCAAAGCAAGUACUCUCUGUCAGAAAGACUCAUCCGCACCAUCGCCGCCAUCCGCUCCUUUCCGCAUGACAACAUUGAAGAUCUCAUACGCAGGGGAGCAGAUGUGAACCGGAUGCAUGGCACCCUGAAACCCCUGCACUGCGCCUGCAUGGUGGCCGAUGUGGACUGUGUGGAACUGCUGCUGGAAAAAGGAGCGGAGGUGAAUGCAUUGGAUGGCUACAACCGCACAGCACUGCAUUACGCUGCUGAGAAGGAUGAGGGUUGUGUCGAGCUGCUACUGGAAUACGGUGCCCAACCGGAUGCACUAGAUGGCAACAGGGACACACCACUGCACUGGGCCGCGUUCAAGGACAACCCUGAAUGCGUAAGGGCCUUGCUAGAGAGUGGUGCCAGCCCCAAUGCUCGGGACUACAAUGACGACACACCCCUAAGCUGGGCCGCCAUGAAGGGCAACCUGGAAAGUGUCCGUGUUCUGCUGGAGUAUGGUGCUCAGGUCCAUGUGGCCAACCUCAAGGGCCAGACUCCCACCUCCCGCCUGGUAGCCCUCCUGGCACGGGGUCUGGGUGCUGACCAGGAAGAAGAGUGCCUGGAGUUGCUGUGCCGGGCAGCUGGGCGAAUGGAUAUUCGUGGUGCUGAUGGCUCUGUGCCCAGGGAGCUAAGCAGGGAUCCCCAGCUGUUGGCUCGCCUUACCGCUAUGGCAUCGCAGCCAGCUUCGCUCCGUGGCCUGGCCCGUUGUGCUGUCCGGCACAGCCUAGGGGCGCAGUUCCUGCCCACUGCUGUGAAAACGCUACCACUACCAGAAUCUGUCAAGGAGUAUGUGUUGCUGAGGGACUGAUGGGUCAGUGAGUCAAACUGGGGGGAGAGUAGGUGAAAAAUAAGAGUGGCUUUGAUGUGAGUGGAGGACACUGGGGUAGGAGCAUGUAAAUAUGUGAAUAAAAAUGUAUUUGUGGUUGUGCACAAGUGUAAGUGAUUGUGUACCUAUAACAAGAGUCUUAACAUUUAUAUGUAAGAUUGACAUUCGACACAUGUGGAUACUCUCCAUCCCCUCCCCCAUCUCACACCCAUUAUUAGUGUUUGAUGGAUAAUGGAUAGUGAUUUUGGAGGACAUUUGACUUUUUCCUGUCGUUUGCCUAAUGUCUCAAUGAGUGCUGAAAGUUAAAGUUAUACUUGAGUCCAGGUACCUAAGUUACACUGGUGGAAUCCUAGAACGGCACAGCUGAAUCACAGGUGCAAAGCUUGGUUUGGCUUAGCCACUGUAACAAAAUUGCUUUGAACUGUUUUUAUACUAUGCAUUGAUAUAUGAAAACACGCUUUAGAGAAAUAUAAAGCCUGUUAAAUUAGUAACUAAUAACCAAAAAUCAGUUAGUUGGACAUAAAUGUGGGUUAUGUUCUGAAAUAAUAUUUGGAUGAGCUUUAUGUUUGCAGUUUGUCAUGUAGAGUAUAAAAGUGGAAGUUUCUCCCCUUUAUUUCAUAUAUCACAUCUGGGAAUCCAGAUUAUAAACUCGUUUUGAAAAUGAUAAAUCGUUCUUUUCAAUGUUUUGGAUGUCAAACUGUAUAAAAAUGGAAAGCAUGGCAGUGGUGUUUGCAAUAUAGCUGCAUCGGCUGUUUGCAUCUUGCUGAGAAUAGCAUCACGUGUCAGAUUUUCGAGCUCAUUUGGGACCGUGAGAGACUGGGCACUUUGUUCUUAUUACUAAUCACUGAAACGUGUAUUUCAUGUUUAUACAAUUUUUGUGUUGUAUGUGUGUAUUACGUCACUACAUGUUUAGUUUUGAAGCCAUUUUUUUUAUUUUUAUGCCACCCAGUGAAACUAUUAAAGAUCUGCUCUGUUGAAA
This is a messenger RNA of Brienomyrus brachyistius, 2251 nucleotides long. It is a transcript of the gene asb8, whose product is annotated as ankyrin repeat and SOCS box containing 8. NCBI's taxonomy places the organism in Eukaryota, Metazoa, Chordata, Actinopteri, Osteoglossiformes, Mormyridae. The record is from RefSeq and is a predicted model, not a curated record. Gene Ontology annotation, molecular function: protein binding. The transcript has 4 exons. The coding region runs from base 385 to 1254 and encodes 289 amino acids. Gene Ontology annotation, biological process: intracellular signal transduction.